AGUUUUUAAAUUGUAAAAUGGCAUUACGCGAAUUUGUCGACGGUGAUUGUGGUGGUCCGAGUCCAUUUACAACUUUGACCUCGCACUUUGUACAAGAUCGCGGUUUCCGAGAAGAUGGUCUGCAUGGUUCACAGGGAGUUCCUAUCCAGAGCGCAACACCUAAUCAAUUGGCUGAUGAAUUUUUGGACUCACGUGCAAUAGUACAACCUCAAACAUUCAAAAUGAAAGAAAUCUUCCAGCAAAUUAACGAAAUAGACAAUAAUAUGCAACCAAUAGCAGCUCCGUUGAUACAUCAGCCAUUGGACCAAGAUUCUGUUUGGGCUAAUCAAUUUUCGCAGAAACGAACGGACUUUUAUGAAAGCAAUACACAGCAGAUAUGGUCGGAAAACGAGCAAUCAGUCAUGCCUUUUCCGCUACGAACUUCGAUAUUGGGCUCUACGCACCAAGAUGCUAACGAACUCGGAUUAGGGCAAACAUGGGCUGAAGAUUAUAUUGAGCAUUCGAUGGAGUCAGUAAACAAUCCGAGUACUGCUGAUUAUCCUUCAGCGGUAGAAAACGAAAAUCCAAAUAUCGCCUAUUCAAAGUUUAUGAAAUUUAUGCACCAAGAAGGCGAACUACCGGUAGAGAGUCGAGAAAGUUCUAGUGCUCAAUUAACUGAUAGCAAAUGGACAGAAAACUUUAUGGAGCAAGAGCCUCAAGCGGAAGCAAAGACUGCAGAGGUUGCAAAAACGCCUGAAGCAAGUAAAAAUGAUGAAGCAACUACUAGUUCAGCUGAGAUUUGGGCUAGUCAAUUCUCAGAUAAUCAAUACAAAAAAGAAAUAGAAACAUAUGAGUCAGCUUUUUGGUCAAAGCUACAAGGAGAGUGGGAGGUAUUGUCAAAAAAAGAACAAAAUAAAUCACAUCCUUGGAUAUCUGAUUACGAGAGUUAUUAUGAUCCAUUUAAAAAUUACAAAUUUAACCAAGAAAAUCCAAUGAAAAAUGCACCGGAUGCUUUGGAGCAAGGAAAACGAAGACUUGAAGCUGGCGAUUUAGCUAGUGCCGUACUUUGCUUUGAAGCUGCGGUCCAGCAACAUCCGGAGAAUCCAGAAGCUUGGAUGCUUCUCGGUAAAACUCAAACAGAAAAUGAGCAAGAUCAUCAGGCAAUAGCAGCGUUGAAAAAGUGUCUAACUCUCGAUACGUCUAACGCAGUAGCAUUGAUGACACUAGCAGUUGCAUUCACCAACGAAUCUUACCAGAGCCAAGCGUGCAUAACGUUAAAAGAGUGGCUUAUUAAGAGCUCCAAGUAUAAGCAUCUGAUACCUCCUCGUCAAAAUGUUGACCAAUCAGUUCGUAAAUCUAGUGUUUCGACGAUUCCAUUUAAUGAUUUGCACAACGAAGUUAAAAAUCUUUAUAUACAAGCAGCUCGAAUGAACCCAGUGAACGAAAUUGAUCCUGAUGUCCAGAUUGGUCUCGGAGUUCUAUUCAAUUUGUCUAGUGAGCACGAAAAAGCCGCUGACUGCUUUCGUGCAGCUCUACAUGUUCGCCCCAACGACUGUCGAUUAUGGAACCAACUUGGCGCUUCUCUUGCCAAUGGACAGAAAUCCGAGGAAGCAAUUGAUGCCUAUUCACGCGCUUUAGAAAUUGCCCCCGGAUUUAUUCGCGCUCGUUACAACCUGGGAAUAUCUUGCAUCAAUUUAUCUGCUUACCAACAAGCUGCUGAGCAUUUGCUGACAGCUCUUAAUCAACAGGCAGCAGGACGAGGCGUUCAAGGUCAAAGCCGAUCCACUGCUGCCAUGUCCGACACCAUUUGGUCUACUUUACAAUUAGUUAUUUCUCUGUUACACAAAUAUCAUCUAAAUAACGUCAUUACUACGCGGGAUCUGGAUACAUUAAACAAAGAGUUCAAAAUUGUCUAA
Messenger RNA from Cotesia congregata, 1895 nucleotides. NCBI's taxonomy places the organism in Eukaryota, Metazoa, Arthropoda, Insecta, Hymenoptera, Braconidae. The record is from the annotation of a GenBank genome assembly.